AUUCUUUCUGACGAUUACCAAAUUCCGUUCUUCCAAGCCCAACUUACUCCCAACUGGCAACUCCCAAGAGUCAUAAUACGUUAAUAAUUAGUGGCCACUGGCUAACGUUAUUCGCUAAUCCAAACCGUUAACUUCGAAACCCAAUAACAAUUAACUUUGAACACGAACGGAGGAGCGUUCGACGGACUUCGUAACUCGUAAGCAGAGUUUUUCAUUUAAGCUUAGAAGACCCACCUCCAGCUACUGCAACACGCCCUAAAGCCCAUUGUUCGGCAUUUAUUAUUAACAAUUAUCUGUGAUUUUAUUGUGAUUGUUGACAAAAAAAAAAAACAAUGACUCUAUUAAAAACAUUUUGGACACCUAUUGUUGUGUAUCCGGACGUGAAAACUGGUUGUAAAUUUGUAGCAGCAUACACAAUUGCAAUAUCAAUUUUCUUGAUGGCACUUCUUGUUCAUAUGCAAAAUGGAGGUGAAUCGACACAAAUGUAUAAUCCAUUUUUUGAAGCUAAUUUACGAGAACUUAACUAUUAUGUGGUGUACACUUUAAUAUUUUUCGCCUAUAUGGUGGGUUCAUCUCUAUUGUUGCUGAAAGGCUUGAAUAACAAUCUCCGAGGAUUCCUAUUACCAUGGUUAAUUGGUAUGGGAUUUGUUGUAAUUUUUUUGCUGGUUUGGUCUAUUUGGCUGCUAUAUGGAUACUAUAUUUAUAUUCACAUAGUAUGUGCUGCUGUGAUUUAUUGGAUCGUGGCUGCUAUGCAAUUUUAUUGCUGGUUGUGUGUUUACACCCAAUACAGAGUGAUCAACGAAAUGCAAUCUCCAAAUAUCGAGCUUCUUAUAUUUUAAUAGGCUUUUACGUGCAUAUUUUAUUAACAUUCUUAUAAAGAAAAUGUUUGUAUUACGACUAUAAAAAAGUAUUAUUUUUUUUUUACAUAAAUGAUAAAUCUAGUUUAUUGAUAGUUUGAUAGUUUUGUAUGUUAUACUACCGCCGCUGAGAGAGCGCUACUCGUUGGCGCAUCCAAAUGACCGAGUUCCGCGUUUUCAUACCCAAAUUUCUCCCACUCUACCACCUAGUUGUUACUAGCCUUGUACAAGCCACGACUGUGGUGGUGGCAAGAGUUGACGGCGGCUAGCGUAUGGGCAGGUUUAGUGGUGGGAAUGUGCGGACGAGUUUUGGUCGCCGCCCAGUAGCACUCUCUCAGCGGCGGUAGUAUACCUAAAAACCAUUUUGUUAAGACUGCCAUUAAUAUGUAAGAAUUUAAGGGAAAUUGCAGUGUUCUAAUUUCAUAUGGAAAUAACUGUUUUAAGAAAUGUUAUAUGAAAUUUGAUAACUGCCAUUCCCCUUAAUUAAAUACUAUACAUCUAAUCUGAUCAUUAUUGUAAUCCGUCCAUAUUUAUUUUUCAUUCAAAUUGUGCCUUAAAUAAAAUUAAAAUUAAGUAUUAUGUAUUUUAAGUUAAUAAGUAGUUAUUUUUUGAUUGCAUGAAUACAUUUACAUACAUUUUUAGUAUUUUUGAUAAUAAACUAUUUAUAUAUAAUUUUUUUA
Molecule: messenger RNA, 1537 nt
Organism: Metopolophium dirhodum (rose-grain aphid)
Lineage: Eukaryota; Metazoa; Arthropoda; Insecta; Hemiptera; Aphididae
Gene: pasi1
Exons: 6
Coding region: 333-839 (168 amino acids)
Source: RefSeq, a predicted model, not a curated record